CCUUUUGGCUAAGAUCAAGUGUAGUAUCUGUUCUUAUCAGUUUAAUAUCUGAUAUGUGGGCCAUUGGUCCACACGAUAUUAAAUUUAUUUCUUGAGGGGGAGUGGGCCGCACAGUAGCUUGCUACUGGGCCUCUCGAGCGUCGCCCAUGCGUUGCACUAUUGCAAGGGCCUGGCGCACCCCAUCAAGCCCAGUUUAAAUACUUGGUUAUCUUGUAAUGGCUGAUUAUUAAUUUACCGAAAGAAAAAGAGACUGUUUAGUCGGAAGAUCCUUCAUUUUUCAGGAAAUAGAGGUGGCAUAGGCCAUGUAGUGUAGUUUAUAUUUAUACUCAAAAAUAAAAAAUAUAUUGAUGCAAUGUUGGCUACUGAUUGCACAAAGGACAGACCCAAGUGAAGAAGAUAAGAGAUUGGCAGCCACAGACCAACCCAGCCACAGACCAACCCAGCCUCUUGUUCUUCUAUUGGCCUCGGGAUGAGGCAAAUAAGAUUUUGGAUUUUUUUUCCAAAAAUAAUUACUGUUAGAGACACACCAUAGGAGCUGUAAAAUGAACUCCUUAAGUGCACCAAUUCCAUGCAAAUUUUACACUAAGGAACCAAAUCUUAGAAGAGGAAGAAGCAGCAGCAGCAUUAUAUUUUCUUCUACAUCCUCCACUACAAGCACAACCACCAUUAAACCCUCAAAAGAUGAGUCUUACACUGUUAGUUUCAAGACACAAAGGGCUUGCAAGCUUGGCAUUUCAAGGUACCCUGAUUUUGAAUAUGAUGCACAAGGUGGAAUUGGAACUGGUUCUGUUGCAAAGGUGGCCACAGAUAACAUUAAUGAGCUUCUUGUUUCAUUUGACCUUAAGACACUCUAUAUUCCACCACUAACUAAUUCUACAACCAAGUUUCUGGGGUUGCCACUGCCCCCAUUCUUAAAGAUUGAUAUAGUCCCAGAAGCAUUCCAAGGAACCAUUAACCAAGACUCUGGCAAGGCCAAGUUCUUGUUUUCUGCUGGGAGUAUCUACAAGGCUCCACCACUAAUGGUGAAGACAGUGUUGACAUCUGAAGAAUCAAAGGGUGAUAUGAAAAAUGGAAGAGGGAAGAGAUUGGAUGAAGAGGGGAAUUGCAGGCUGGUUGGUGUGGCAAAAGUUGAUCCAAUAGAUGAUUUUCUCAUGAAUUCCUUUCUUACCCUUCCAACUGAGUGUCUUGCUGAACUCAAUGCUGUGAUCUCAAUUUUUAUCUCAUCUUAAAGAAGAGAUCAUCAUCACACUUUGGAUAUUUUGAAACCUAUUUUAAUUCAUUUCAUAAUCCAAGUUGGAAAUAUUGAGUUCACACUUUGGAUAUUUUGAAACCUAUUUUAAUUCAUUUCAUAAUCCAAGUUGGAAAUAUUGAGUAAAGGCUUCGGUGAAUACAUAAGUUAAAUUUGGAUUAAGUUAUUCAUUCUAGAGCUUACUGUUCUGUGUAUAGCAAUAAUGCUGAAGCCUAUAGUGCAUUACAAUAUAAUAGACCCCAUUUUAUUUGUAUUUUGUAUGACAAAUUGGUAACUGUAUAGUUGUUAGUGUAUUAUUAUC
Arachis duranensis is the source of this 1550-nucleotide messenger RNA. RefSeq lists its product as uncharacterized. The transcript is spliced from 2 exons. NCBI's taxonomy places the organism in Eukaryota, Viridiplantae, Streptophyta, Magnoliopsida, Fabales, Fabaceae. The record is from RefSeq and is a predicted model, not a curated record. Bases 543 to 1229 code for a protein of 228 amino acids.